GAAAUGUGUAUGAUCUACUAAAUUCACUUUUUCAGAUCAUAGUAAUUUGGGAUUUGGCUUGCUGAAUGCUGAAAAACUGGUCAAACUUGCUGCGAAAAGUAAAGUCAUGCCACCUAGAUUGAACAUAACAAUAAAGGAAACUCGAAGAAAAACAUCUGCAAAAGAAGUAGGUAUUAACUUUUGUUAUGAAUGUGUAGUACUCAAAGACGAGACAUGCCUGAAUAUCUUAGAACACGUAAUGGUAGAAGUAAGACUCAAAACCUGGAGCAUCCCGUUGCGUAUCGUUUUGAUUUCGCCAAGCGGCACAAAAUCGGUAUUGGUGAAUUAUACCUCUACACAGAAGAAAGAGACGAACAGCGCAGUCUGGUUCACAUCUGUUCACUUCUGGAAUGAAUCGGCCUUUGGAAUAUGGCGUCUGGUAUAUACUGAAAUACAACCUCCAGUUGAUGGGAAUGAUUUUCAACCGUUACUGACGUUAUAUGGUACAAGACAAAGAACAUCAAACCAAACAAAUCGUUCAAACAAUAUCUGUGACAAGAGAAAACGUGACACUGGUAAAACAACAUCUUUUAUUCAUGUAACGUUUGGUACUGAUACCAGCAUCAAGAAAACAUCGACCGCUGAAUCAAGUGCAACUUCCAUCUUUACAGAUGCCGUUAAAUGGUUUAAAAAUUCUCCAGCAAACAUUGUAUUUCCAGUUUUAUUAGGAAUAUUUGCACCACUUCUAUGCGUUUUGAUUCAAAAGAAAACGAAGUUUUGCAUAACUUCAAGAAGGUUGCCCGCAGGUGAACAAAAUUCCUCAAAAGUGUGCCUUAUGGGCGGUUCUGAAUUUAUUCAAACAAUUGAAUAACCAUGUAUAGUUACGUUAGAAUAAAAGCAAUAUUGCCACUUUGAUAAGAGCUUGCACAUUUUAGUAUAAGAAAUCAAGAUACAAGUCAUUCGCAUAAGAAAGUGAAUUUGAAUAUUUUAAUUCCUUAUUAUUACAGCGCUAUAUGUGUGCACAUGUGUACAAAGCAAUAGAGUAUUAUGCAUGAGUUACAAAGUUAUAUUCCGUCUAGUUUCAGCUCAGUUUCCAAACAAUUUUUGUUAUGUAAAGUUGUUCAUAAAUUAGUCGGUACGUGAUUGUAUUAUUCGACUUUGUAUAAAAUGACACUGCUAUAUUUCAGUUCUGAGCCCGCCCGCUUAGCUCAGUAGGGAGAGCGUUGGUCUACGGAUCGCGGGGUCGCGAGUUCGAUCCUCUGGCGAGGCGUAUGUUCUUCGUGACGAUUUGAUAAAAUCUAAAAUCUAAAAUCUAAAGUCUAAAAUCAUUCGUCCUCCACCUCUGAUAAUUCAUGUGGGGAAGUUGGCAGUAACUUGCGGAUAACAGGUUUGUACUGGUACAGAAUCCAGGAAUACUGGUUAGGUUAACUGCCCGUCGUUAUAUAACUGAAAUACUGUUGAAAAACGGUGUUAAACCCAAAACAAACAAACAAAAUAUUUCAGUUCUGAUAUGUCUUAUAUCAAGCUAUAUGUUAAAUAACGGGUUUAGUUUUUGACUUUACAGACACGUAAACGUGAAAUCACCGUUAUGUUAAUGGGAGACAAACAUAAUUUCAUAAAUGAAAAUUUGUGUACAUUUUUAUUUAAAGAACACAACAUGACAAUAUUGACGUCAGUCCGACAUAAUUUGAUUUACAUUCUUACAUAUUAAAAUACAUAUCAGAAUUGAAAUUAUAAAGGCUUAUUGUAAAUUUGAAAUCUUGAAAGAACAAGCCUUUUAAAUAUAUCUUAAAACUGAAAACACUGUAGUCGUUCAGGUCAUUGAACUAUAAGUUUUUAUUUGUAUGUGCACCGCCGUUUGAAUACAUCUGCGGACGUCUCUAAAUUGCUUUUUGUACUUUUAGCAUAUGUAAAUGUUGAGUUCUGCUCAACCCGGGGCUAGGAGGGCGUGGACGGUAGCAUGCAUUUCCACUACCGUCCAUGAACAGGCUCAAUCAAACCGAGCCUGCAACAGUUUCGUUUUUGUCGUGUUGAGCGACCUGUGAAGUUUCCACUUUUUCUUUUUUAUGGUAUCUUUAGUUGCACAGUGUAUCAGUUAUAUUAAGGAGGUAGGUUACCUUAAUAUUUGUAUGUGCGAAUGUUCAACCGGAAUUUAACGUGACGAUUUA
This is a messenger RNA of Mercenaria mercenaria, 2147 nucleotides long. RefSeq lists its product as uncharacterized. The coding region runs from base 107 to 850 and encodes 247 amino acids. Gene Ontology annotation, biological process: proteolysis. Gene Ontology annotation, molecular function: serine-type endopeptidase activity. NCBI's taxonomy places the organism in Eukaryota, Metazoa, Mollusca, Bivalvia, Venerida, Veneridae. The transcript has 3 exons. The record is from RefSeq and is a predicted model, not a curated record.